Messenger RNA from Erinaceus europaeus (western European hedgehog), 773 nucleotides. RefSeq names its product cytochrome P450 2G1-like. The record is from RefSeq and is a predicted model, not a curated record. The transcript has 5 exons. Lineage: Eukaryota; Metazoa; Chordata; Mammalia; Eulipotyphla; Erinaceidae. Gene Ontology annotation, biological process: xenobiotic metabolic process. Gene Ontology annotation, cellular component: intracellular membrane-bounded organelle; cytoplasm. Bases 78 to 773 code for a protein of 231 amino acids. Gene Ontology annotation, molecular function: iron ion binding; heme binding; oxidoreductase activity, acting on paired donors, with incorporation or reduction of molecular oxygen, reduced flavin or flavoprotein as one donor, and incorporation of one atom of oxygen.
GAACUCUAACUCUAGAGUCUGGGAGACCUAUUUAGGCAGGAUCUGAAGUGCAGGACACAAGCCCUCUCCCUGAACUGAUGGCGCUGAGCUGGGCCGCCACCACCAUUCUGGCACUCACCCUGUCUUGCCUGCUCAUCCUCACCACCUGGAAAUGGAGAAGCAAGGGAGCCAAGCUGCCCCCAGGCCCCCUGCCUCUGCCCUUCCUGGGGAACUUGCUGCAACUCAGGAUCACGACCAUGCUUGAUUCUUGCCUGCAGCUCAGGGAGACAUAUGGCCCAGUCUUCACGGUGUACUUUGGGUCCCUACCAGUCGUGGUUUUGUGCGGACAUGAUGCUGUGAAGGAGGCCCUGGUGGGCCAAGCAGAUGACUUCAGUGGUCGUGGACGAAUGGGCUCAGUUCCUAAGAACCGUGAGGAGGCUCUAUCCUUCGCUAAUGGAGAACGAUGGAAGAUUGUCCGACGCUUCACCCUGACUGCUCUCUGGGACUCUGGGAUGGGAAAAUGGAGGAUUGAGGAACGAAUCCUGGAGGAGGAUGGCUUCUUGCUCAAGGAAUUCCACAAGACCAAGGGUGUGCCCAUUGACCCCACUUUCUUCCUGAGCUGCGCUGUCUGCAAUGUCAUCUGUUCCCUAGUCUUUGGAAGCCGCUUUGACUAUGAGGAUGGGCAGUUCCAGAAGCUGCUGCAGAUGAUCCACCGGACCAUGGACAGUCAGAACUCACCAUUGGCACAGGUGUCCAUCCACCUUCUCUGUGCCCACCCUCCACCCACUCACUGA